This is a messenger RNA of Anopheles stephensi (Asian malaria mosquito), 1366 nucleotides long. RefSeq names its product serine/threonine-protein kinase fray2-like. Bases 173 to 1255 code for a protein of 360 amino acids. The record is from RefSeq and is a predicted model, not a curated record. The transcript has 2 exons. NCBI's taxonomy places the organism in Eukaryota, Metazoa, Arthropoda, Insecta, Diptera, Culicidae.
ACACUUAUUCCGUUUGUAUUGUGUACACCUAUCAGCAAGGCAAAAUCGACCCAGGCUGUACAUAACGCACACAGACUACCUGUUGGCUAUUGGCUAGCGAGCGAGUGCAUAAACAACAGCGUCAGCAUAAAUAAGCAACACACCAUAUGCACUGGUAGCAGCUCUUAACACCAUGUCCAACGUACGCCAGUGUCCGUUCGAUCCUCUACACAUAAUUUCGGCGAAAUCGUUCGCCAUACAUCUGGUCAAGUGCAAGCGUCAGCAUCCGGAAAUUAAGCUGGUCGAAUGCUACUUCGACUCGUCCCAUCUUGUGAAGGAGGAAGAGCUGAAGCAACAUAUGCGAACAUGUUCCGGACGAAAUCAUUUGCUUGAGUACAAAACUACCAUCGAUCGAACAACUACUGGCUGUGGUGCGGACAGGCUGGAUGAUCCAGCCGCGAAUCUUAUUUACAACACCGAUGAAUCCAACAGGCAGAAAACCGAGACCGGUGGACGGUCGCUUCAGGACGACACCGAGUGUUGGGAUGAUUUUGCGUACGAGGCGUACGAUCCGCUGGCGAGCUGUAAAUCCAAGAUGCAGAACAGCAAAACGUUCAUCUUGCCCAAUCCGAACAAGUUUGCUGGACAGAUGAAGGCAGCUGCUGCGACUUUGGCCGAAACGCACCAGGUAGACGUUCCGGAUGCCGAAGAGGCUAGUUGCGAGGAAGGAAGUUUGGAGGACAAUGCUGCCAGCAGUGAACAUGCUGAGCGAAAGUAUGAUCCGCCUGGCCAUGAAGUUUCAAGGACUCGACAUCGUGAUGUGAAGGAAAGUCCGAGUGACUACGACGACGCUGCGUCUAGUUCGAGCAGCAGAAGACACCGCAAAGACAGACAUUUUGAAGACCGCUCCAGUUCCAGACGGUAUGAGGCUAAGGAUGAAACGAGUUACCGACCCGAAUCAAAAGGGAGUUCCCAUCGUACCAGUGAUCGGUCACGAUCAGAUAGUACAAGUAGUGGCGAUCGAAAGAGCCACGUUUACGAUGGACAUUACGACGGUUACACCUAUCGCGGAUCGUAUGAUGCUUCUCGUAGCCGUAGAGAUGACCGUGGGGAGAGGUACAAAGUAGAGACGGAUAGAGGACGAUACGAUCGACAAGGGGAAUACCAUCGCAGUAGCAGUCGAUCUUACGAUUCCAGCCAACUUAAGUACGAACCCUACCAAAGAUCUCAUCGUUCGUACGACGACCGGCCCCGCCAUUCGCGUGAUUAUGAAUGAAUGAAAUGUCCAUAGUAUUAGCGCAUUGAGGAAAUAACUAAAUACGUUAAGUUUCAGUUAAAUGAAAUAUUUCAAUUAGACUAAAUAGAGAUUUUUCUAUUAUACGAUUCA